AGGAACGAAAUUGUAAAAAUAAUCCGUGAUCGGGUCCCGUCCGCGAACUUCUUUCCGAAACAGUGAACUUCCACCCCCAAGAACCUAAGAAGAGUCUUUCUCCGCCACAACUCAGCGGUUAAACCUGAUUGACAUCUCUGGUUCUCCAGCUCAACAGACAAAAUGAAGCACUUGGCCGCUUACCUCCUCCUCACCCUCGGUGGCAACACCGCCCCCUCUGCCGCUGAUGUCAAGGCCGUCCUUGAGUCCGUUGGCAUUGAGGCCGACUCCGAGCGCCUUGACAAGCUCAUUUCUGAGCUCGAGGGCAAGGACCUCAACGAGUUGAUCGCUGAGGGUUCCUCCAAGCUCGCUUCCGUCCCCUCCGGCGGUGCUGCUGCCCCCGCUGCCGGUGGUGCCGCUGCCGCCGCUGGUGGCGCUGCUGAGGAGAAGAAGGAGGAGAAGGUUGAGGAGAAGGAGGAGUCCGACGAGGAUAUGGGCUUCGGUCUCUUCGACUAAGCGUCUCCUACCAUUGUCCGGUAACAUGGCAUGGUAUUUUCCGAGAAACCUUGACGGAUUGUACACGCGGUUCAAAAGUCACCUGCAUCACAUUCGCCUUGACGGCGGCAGCAGAGCUGGAGUUCUUGGGAUUACAAGGGCACGUCUUUCAUAAGGGCGUCAAACGGCACAUAGGCGGAACAAUACAAGUCGCAAGGUUUUCUUCGGACCUUUUUGUCCCUUCGUGAUCAUACAUGUGCGUGCUGCGCUGUUCUGGACAUCUGCGCCUGCAGCUAAAAUUGCUGAGAAUAUGUUGCUUGAACAUGCAUGUUUGUGAGCUCUUCUUCUUUUCCGUUCCUGUUAUCGCACUGAUAUGGCGUCCCAUCGACGGCGCCCUGCGAGAACGUUGGUAAACAAAUCCCUUGAUAUUCACUUGACAUGCAG
Neurospora crassa OR74A is the source of this 918-nucleotide messenger RNA. Its product is annotated as 60S acidic ribosomal protein P2. Gene Ontology annotation, molecular function: structural constituent of ribosome. Gene Ontology annotation, biological process: translation; cytoplasmic translational elongation. The record is from RefSeq and is a predicted model, not a curated record. Gene Ontology annotation, cellular component: ribosome; cytosolic large ribosomal subunit. The coding region runs from base 163 to 495 and encodes 110 amino acids. NCBI's taxonomy places the organism in Eukaryota, Fungi, Ascomycota, Sordariomycetes, Sordariales, Sordariaceae. The transcript is spliced from 4 exons.